UUUUUCUGAUUCCUCUGUCUGCACGCCCAAUUUCUGUUGUUGGCGUCGCUCUCAUGGAGGAAACUGAGACAGGAAGCGACGGAAUGAAUAAAUAUGGCGCAGGCAAGACUCAAAACCAAAACCGACUUUCUCUUAAAAACCAGUCUCGUUUUAACAAGUAUUCAAUAUGGAAAGACAAGCUAAGAGAAAACUGUUACAGAAGGGUUCGAGAGGAUAGGACAAGUUUGCUUUGGAAAAUGAGGUCGCCGACUUCUCAAUCUCUAGAUCAUAAGGAUUUGAUCAAGUCUGCUUUCCAGAAUAUUGUUUCUGAUGAAUUGAAAAAGAUCAAGGAUUCUUCAUUAGCAGAAUGUUUGGAAAUCUCUACUUCAACCCCUCAUACUGACGAUAUGUUAUGGGAAUAUGAUGGCCUUCAUAGUGCUCAUGAAGGUGAAUGUGAAGAGAUACUAUUAGAAAUGCAACGGAUAUUUUAUGAGGAUCUGGGAGCAGAACCAACAAGAAAAGAACCAGACAAUCUGGUUGGAACUUGGGAAGAUGAAGAAGAUGAGUACUUGGCUCGUGCGGUUUAUGAGAAUAUGCAAUUGAAUGAUGAGCAGGUACAUAAGCAGACUUGGUGUCCCAUUUGUAAGCGAGGAGAGUUGCAAGAGAACCAUCGGCUUAUCUUUUGCACUGUUUGUGAACUUCAGCUCAACAAAGACAAUGAGGUAAACUUGGAUGCUUUGAGGGACCGAUUGGCAGAAGCUCUUGCAGAACAUUUUGAGAAGGGCUGCAGUUUGAAACCACGGUUUUGUAUUGAGACUCGUUUUAAUAUAACUGCAUUGUACAUAUUUUGUGAGGGUUGCAGUAUAUUUGAGAUCAUCGUAUAGCUCUUCCUUUUAUUUUUUCUUUGAAGGAAAUUCUUUAGUUUUCCUGCUAGUAUUAUGAAUUCAUUUUUCACUUAUUUCCAAAACAGUACUUUCAGUAGCUCCACACUGGUUGGUCACCUAGUUCGGGGAUCCGUACAAAUACAAACGAUGGGAAAACACAGUUUCCUUCACAAUACUCCUGCCCUCUAUCCAUUGCCGGGAAGUGUAUUAGAACAUCUGGAAAAUGGAAUAGAACGUGGGCUUUGAUAUUGCUAAUUAAAA
Molecule: messenger RNA, 1124 nt
Organism: Carica papaya (papaya)
Lineage: Eukaryota; Viridiplantae; Streptophyta; Magnoliopsida; Brassicales; Caricaceae
Product: RPA-interacting protein A
Biological process (GO): protein import into nucleus
Cellular component (GO): nucleus
Source: RefSeq, a predicted model, not a curated record